Molecule: messenger RNA, 432 nt
Organism: Galeopterus variegatus (Sunda flying lemur)
Lineage: Eukaryota; Metazoa; Chordata; Mammalia; Dermoptera; Cynocephalidae
Source: RefSeq, a predicted model, not a curated record
AUGUCUCUCUCCCAGUACAGCACGAUGAUUACAGUCUGUGUUUGUUUCAACAGUCGUGUACAACUGACAGUGCCAUCAUUUACUGCCUGGCUCAGGUCACGUUACUCUAAGGCUUUAUUUAUUAUGUUAGGAAGGCCAGCACAGGAAAAGGACAAGGGUGUCUGUCAGGGAUGCCACCGUGUUAAGAAGUGGGGGCAGGGCCGCAUUUCCGGGCAACAGUGUCAACCUCAGCCCCGGGUUCUGGAAUCAGAUGGACCAGAGUUUGAACUCUGGUUCUCCUGUUGUCUAAUUGUGUGCGGCAGGAGCUCAAUCUCCUCAUCUGGAAAAUGGGAAUUUUCAUACCCCCCCCCACAGGAAUAUUGUGAUGUCUGGGAUACCAUCUAUGGACAGGCAGCGAUGCCUUAUUCGUAUUUGGGUCCCCCAAAUGCCUAG